AGAAAAGAGAGCCGAGAUUGAAAACUACUAUAACAAUGAUGGACUAAAAGGCGACUACAAUAUGCUGAAAUUGUUGUUGACUGCGAAUACCUCUCGUGGACCUAGCGUGAAUAGAGGAUCAGAUGAAAUAGACAGAGCCAUGACUGACGAUGAGAUUAGAGGGCUAUUGUUGGAAGUGCUUACUGCGGCUAUAGAAACUUCUGCCAGUCUUAUGUGUUUUGUCGUAUACUUGGUCGGUCAGAACCCAGAAGUAAAGAAAAAAAUACAGGAUGAGGUCGAUCCACUGUUCAGAGAUGAUCCGACACGAAAAUUGCAACUUGAUGACCUGAAUAAUCUUCCCUAUAUCGAAGCUGUCAUAAAAGAAGCCUCGCGUCUUUUGCCUCCUGGGCCCAUUAACUACAGAGUUGCAUCGCAUGAGGACGACAUUGGUGGAUAUAGAUGGAAGGCAGGAACGCAGUUUAUGAUAGACGUGGUUGGUAUUCAAACCCACUCUGCGCACUGGUCUUGUCCUGAAAAAUUCAUUCCUGAGCGGUUUCUUUCUCAAUCUAAAGACAUUGUUAAAAAUUCUAUUCAAACAUUUGGAGGAGGACUGCGUAUAUGUCCGGGCAGACAGUACGCAAUGUUCUUAAUGAAAAUUGUUCUAGCUUCAUUAUAUAAUAGAUAUGACAUAGAGUUGGCUAAUGAAAAUGAGAAACCGGCGACUACAUAUAAGGUUACGCUUUACUGUCAAGGAUUGAAGGUUAAGAUGAGGAGACGGAACAUCGUUUGA
This is a messenger RNA of Paraglomus brasilianum, 769 nucleotides long. The record is from the annotation of a GenBank genome assembly. NCBI's taxonomy places the organism in Eukaryota, Fungi, Glomeromycota, Glomeromycetes, Paraglomerales, Paraglomeraceae.